This is a messenger RNA of Telopea speciosissima, 823 nucleotides long. RefSeq names its product probable amidase At4g34880. NCBI's taxonomy places the organism in Eukaryota, Viridiplantae, Streptophyta, Magnoliopsida, Proteales, Proteaceae. The coding region runs from base 1 to 624 and encodes 207 amino acids. The transcript is spliced from 2 exons. The record is from RefSeq and is a predicted model, not a curated record.
AUGCUAUCUGAUUAUGUUUUAUCUCCUGUUCGUUUUGAUGUUAGGGAGAAAGGAGCUGAUGUGUUAGAUGAUCUUGUGGUACCUGACUUGGAAACAAUCAUGAAUGUUUAUGAAAGUGGUGAAUUGGUAGCUCUUCAGCAUGAGAUCAAGCGUGAUCUAAAUGCUUACUUCUCCAACUUGCUUAAAUCCCCAGUCAGGUCAUUAGCUGAUGUCAUUGCCUAUAAUAAAGAACAUGCAACAGCGGAAAUGUUGGAAGAAUAUGGACAGGAUUUUUUUGAAGAUGCCCAAGAAACUGUCCUGCCAAGUAAUGCAUACACAGAGGCAAUCCAGAAGUUAGAAAACCUUGUAAAGGGCUUUGAGAAGUUCAUGAUGGAUAAUAAUUUGGAUGCAUUUGUGGCUCCAGAAUCCAAUGGAGGAUCCAUUCUAGCAAUUGGAGGGCAUCCCGGCAUAACAGUGCCUGCAGGUUUUAACCCUAAGAAUGUUCAUGCUGGUUCUGAUCCCAAGGGUGUGCCCAUUGGGAUCCUGUUUGGUGGGGUUAAAGGAUCAGAGGGAACACUGAUAGAGAUUGCUUAUGCAUUUGAACAAGCAACCAAGAUAAGGAAGCCCCCAAUUAUACCAUCUUAAGCUGCAUAAUUUGAAUUGCUUCGGAAUUCUUGUUUGAGGUAAGCAGGAACUCAUUUCCAUUGCUUCUUCUUAGCCAAUAUAGUUGAAAGCAUAGACUCUGUUCUAUCCGAGGGAAAAACUCAGGUACCAACAUGUGAUACAGGUUCUUGUCUUAUACAUGACAUGAUUGCUAGAAACCUGUAGGGGAACUCUUAUAUCA